This is a messenger RNA of Carassius carassius (crucian carp), 1438 nucleotides long. RefSeq names its product zinc metalloproteinase nas-13. The coding region runs from base 101 to 754 and encodes 217 amino acids. Gene Ontology annotation, molecular function: metalloendopeptidase activity; zinc ion binding. Gene Ontology annotation, biological process: proteolysis. NCBI's taxonomy places the organism in Eukaryota, Metazoa, Chordata, Actinopteri, Cypriniformes, Cyprinidae. The transcript has 9 exons. The record is from RefSeq and is a predicted model, not a curated record.
CCAAAUAAUUGGCGAAUCCUGGACGUGUUUGAAAGGACACGUCCGUGUAGUGGUUUCAUUUAAUACUGUCACUGUUCCGACAAGUUAACAACUAUUUAAAAUGCUGGGGUUAAUUUUAGUAGUUGCAUGGUUUUGUGAAGCAUGGGGAACUCCUGUGGAUACAUUGAACGCCACUGAUAUCCAGAAUGAUGAAGGAUACUCCUCAAAUAUUGGACAACCUCAUCUGGUUAAGACAAGUGAAACACAGCUGGAUCUUGAGGGAGACUAUGCUGUACACGAGGGGGAUAUCAUACUACCAACUGAACGGAACGCAGUUAGUUCGCUAUGGACCGAGCUGAAUGGAAAUUUGUCAGUGCCUUAUGAAAUUGAUGCCGUUAUUGAAAACAGGACUGAAGACAUUCUUGAUGCCUUAAAUAUGAUCUCCGAGAAGACCUGCAUCAAAUUCCAUCCACAUAAUAAUGAAACUGACUAUUUGCACUUUAUAUAUGCAGAUGGGUGUGCAUCUUACGUCGGAUGUAGAGGGGGUGAGCAGCCUCUUCUGAUUGGGUCAAAAUGUACAGUUGGAAACAUCUGCCACGAGAUCAUUCAUUCCCUCGGCUUUUACCACGAGCAUUCCCGCUAUGACCGUGGUGAUCAUAUCACUGUACUUGAUGAAAACAUUGUCUCUGGGAAAGAGGGAAAUUUUUUGAAGAAAAAAGGGAACACACUUGGUCUGAAGUAUGACCUGGAUUCAAUUUUGCAUUAUGGAAGCUGAGGUGCCACAUCAAACUCUCGUAAGAUUGUGCCGGUGUCUCUGCAGAGACUGUCCUCCAGGAUGUUGCUUGUGACCUUUCCAGUGUACUUUCAAAGACAGUGUGGCUCUUUCUCAGAGACACCUCUGGCUCCGCUGCACUGUGAGAUUACAGAGCUGGAUAUGAGAGGAUUUCCGAGAGCUUCAUUUCUGUGGGAAAGUGCCAGAACUCUUAAAGCCCAAGAGAGGCGUUUCUCUCUCUCUGGGGUGAGAGAGAAUAAAGCAAAUGCAUAGAUGUACAGUUUUAUGUAGCUCUAAAAUGGAAUCCGAACACCCUCUGUUUAGAUUAAAAGCAUGGUUUUGACUGACAUUCUUGCUGGUUUUCAGAUUUUAACCAAUUGAAUGGCAUGUAUUUCCUGGAUAAGAGUCUGCUUGGUCUCUGUGAUCAUUUCAUUUGAUGGGUUCUGAUUGAAAGUAACGCGAUGUGUAUGCAGGCUGAUGCUUUGGGUUAUCAGAACCUGUCCCAGUAAAUGAAUUGUGCAUUUAUUAAUGCCUCUUGAUAAGACUUUUAUUAUUUUUGGAGCUGUCAUAAGAAGGCUUGUGCAGUUUAAUUUGGCUUCUAAAUGAUAUCUCUGAUUGUGUGAGUGAUGAUAAGUGAGGCUAGGCUUGUUUCCAGCAUGUUUUUGACAAUAAAAAUGCCUCUCCAAA